ACCUCGCGCAUUUUCUGCUGUGAGCGGGAGACUGCAGCAAUUCGUCAUCCGACAUUGAGUGGAAAAACACAUUCUCCGGCUUCCUUUCUCAAAGAAUUUUCUUGUGCCGUUGAGACAGGAAGAAUCAUCAACUGGCAUUCGCGCUGCGAUUACUGAUAACCUGACACUCAGGCUGCAAAAAACGUUUGACUUCGAGGCUGUAGGAGUUCAUCCUCUGGCGUUGAGACAGGGAGAACGUAUCGUCUGACUGCAGGCUGCUAGCAAUCGCCGCCAUCUGACAUUCAAGCUGAAGGAUUCUUCGUCUCACCUUGAGGGUGCCAGAAUCAGCCACAUCCUCACAUUCGGACUCUGAGACAUGACGUCAUCAGGUGGAGGCUCGACAAUCGAGGCGGGAAAGGUUAUCGGAUACGAGUUCGACGAGGUCGGUGGCAUCGGUGGCUUCGCAUGAAGCCACCUUCACCAUUCCACCUUCGAGUCGAGUCCGAAGUCGCAUCGCUGUCAUUGCUCCCUCCUUCUCGACUCCACCGCCGUAACUUACUUGAUGCCUCUCCUUCCCUUCCCAUCUCCUUCCCUUCCCACCUCCUCCCUUUCCCAUCUAUCCCAUCCCAUGCCAUGUGGAUGGCUUCAAUUGGCUCCCGUGCGCCACUAAAUACGGAGGGCCGUUCAGUCGGAAUUUGAGUACAAACAAAAGGACGUGGCACUGUACGCGUUGGCAGUUGGAGCAUGCUCAUCUGAUGCAUGUGACUCUAUCGACCUGCCCUUCGCCUAUAAUCACCUCUUCCAAGAUCGAUUCUUCGUGCUCCCCACCUUUGCGGUUCUCUUUCCUUCGUCCCUUCUGGAUCAGCUCCUAGCAGUGGAAGGCCUUGUCUUCGACCCUGCUCUCUUGCUGCACGGUGAACAGUACCUUCGCCUCUUUCGCCCCCUGCCCACCAACGCCAAGGUGGUGAAUUGCGCGCGCAUAUCUGGGCUGAGGGACAAGGGCAAGGCGGCCAUAGUGGAUGUUGAAACAGUGUCAUUUGACCGCGAGUCAGGAGACCGGCUGGCUGUCAACAGGUCAUCCAUUGUGCUGCGCGGCGCUGGUGGCUUCUCCAAAGCUGCCACUGCUGCACAUGCUGCUGCUCCGGCCGCUUCCAUGAAGCCCGCGCCACCACAGCCAGCGGCUGGCGCCAGCAUCAGAAGGCAGGCAGCUCGCCCGCCACCAGAGGUGGCAACAGAGGAGCGCAUUCCGCCCAACCAGGCGCUGCUGUACCGCCUGUGCGGCGACCUCAACCCCCUGCACUCCGACCCUGAAUUCGCCGCCACAGCAGGCUAUUCUCGCCCCAUCCUCCAUGGCCUCUGCACGCUUGGCUUUGCCGCCCGAGCUGUCCUCCGAACCUGCUGCAAGGGCGACCCGAGCCUCUUCCACAGCGUGCAGGUACGGUUCACGGGGCACGUGUUCCCGGGGGAGACCCUCGUCACCCGAACCUGGACGGCCGUGUCUGUCCCUGCGUCGAGUGCAGCAGAGGAAGAUCUAGGGACUGCAGGAGGGGGUGGCAUGGUGGAGGGGCCGUUGCGGCGUGUGAGCUUUGAGUGCUGGAUUGCGGAGCGCAACAAGAUGGUGCUGGCGGGGUGGAUGCAGCUGCACGGCAGCAGCGAUGGGGCCAGCUGUGACGGCUCGUUUGACUCCUCCCAAUCGUCACCCAAGGCACGGCUGUGAUUCUCCACUGCUGUGCCUGGUGAGAGUCGUCUCAUCACGUGUACAUAUGUGCAUGUUGUGAUAGCCAUUCCUGUACUAGGUAUAUCAUCUCCUCCCUCCUGUUCCUGUACCAACAGGGCAGUCACAUAUACAGGUGUUGACAGAAUAGUUGUCAGCCAGUGUUACUACCCGUGACAGACAGUGUGCACACUACCUGCAUAAUGCAUUCCUGGUUACCACUGUUACCAAGAGUACAUGCAACAACUCUUCAACUGGAAGGCCACAGGGAAUUGUGCUCUUCAAUGAAUAUCGUCGUACCGGUAUUUACGAU
Closterium sp. NIES-67 is the source of this 2006-nucleotide messenger RNA. NCBI's taxonomy places the organism in Eukaryota, Viridiplantae, Streptophyta, Zygnematophyceae, Desmidiales, Closteriaceae. The record is from the annotation of a GenBank genome assembly.